Molecule: messenger RNA, 228 nt
Organism: Prunus armeniaca (apricot)
Lineage: Eukaryota; Viridiplantae; Streptophyta; Magnoliopsida; Rosales; Rosaceae
Source: the annotation of a GenBank genome assembly
AUGGUAAGGAGUUCACUUAGUCUACUUCCUUGCACAGGGCAUCCUCCAAAUAUUCUUCGACCCUUAGGCCUUGGAGUUGAUCAUUCACGAGCUUGUCAACAUCUUCCACUUGCAAUGCUUAUGGCUCUUGCUGACUACAUAUGUAGUGUCAUCGUCACUAAUCAACCUCCUCAUCAACUGAAAGGGGUUGUUCUCUCCGGCUGGCCUGCCGGCGCUGUGCAUUGGUAG